Molecule: messenger RNA, 1494 nt
Organism: Salvelinus namaycush (lake trout)
Lineage: Eukaryota; Metazoa; Chordata; Actinopteri; Salmoniformes; Salmonidae
Gene: nek12
Product: NIMA-related kinase 12
Exons: 4
Coding region: 1-1494 (497 amino acids)
Biological process (GO): protein phosphorylation
Molecular function (GO): ATP binding; protein kinase activity
Source: RefSeq, a predicted model, not a curated record
AUGGAAUUGUACAAGAAGAUUCUGUGUCUGGGAAGAGGUGGCGCAGCAGAAGUAUUCCUGAUGAAACACGCGGAGUCUAAGAGACUGCAUGCAGUGAAAAGAAUACAAGCAGACGACUCUCGCAAAACAAAGACCAAAGAGGCCAUCCUACAAGAAGCUGAAAUCAUCAGGAAGCUGAAUCACCCUCACAUAGUGACCUGCAGCGAGGCUCUCUUUGACUCAAAUGAUGGAUACAUCUAUAUAGUCAUGGACUACUGUGAUGGAGGGACACUGGAUGACAAAGUCAAGGAGAGAAAGACAGGGGACUAUUUCCCAGAGUGGAUGAUAAUGGAGUGGUUUGUACAGGUUACCAUGGCAGUCAGCUACAUUCACUCAGCUAGAAUCCUCCACCGGGACAUCAAAACCUCCAAUGUGCUUCUAACUAAGAGAGGCGUGGUAAAGGUGGGGGACUUUGGGAUAUCCAAGAUAAUGACCAACACAGUGGAUAUGGCUCGUACCUGUGUUGGUACCCCCAGCUACCUGAGUCCAGAGCUGUGUCAGGACGUCCCAUACAGUUCUAAGUCUGAUGUCUGGGCACUGGGAUGCUUGCUGUAUGAGAUCUGUGCUCUCAGACCGCCGUUUGCUGCCUCCAACCUGCUCAGUCUGCUCUGUAAGAUCAUCAGAGGAGAGUACAGCCCUGUUCCCCAGACCUACUCAGACAGCAUCACCCCUCUGGUCCAGAUACUGCUCUGUCCGGUGCCUGAGGACAGACCUAGUGCUGGAGCCAUACUGGACAUGAUCUAUGUACGGGAACAUCUCAGAGAGUUUGUCAAGCACAGGGAGAUAGAGUUAGCAGUGUAUGAUAAUGUAGACUCCAGAGCCAUACCCCUCUCUAGUUGGGUCUGUGAGUCUGUGAGAACAUCUGGCUCUGUGAGUUCACCUGCAGAUAAGAGCAUGGCCGUGACUGCAGAAUGGAAGGAGGACAGCAGCAGUCACAGUAACUCUGGGGAAGAGGAGGAGGGGGACAGUACAGAGCCCUGUCCCAGUGAUAAUGAGGAGGUAGAGGGUGAUGUGGUCAGCAUAGGCCAGUCUGACUACUCUGAGGACUUUGAUGACGACAACAGCUUGUCUUCCAUAGAGGAACACAGAGAGGACGAGGCAACCUCUACACCUGUUAAUGCUGUCACGGAGGAUGUCUCUAUGGAAGCUAAUGUGACCCCUGAAGUGGAGGACCCUAGUGAGUACCCUGAUGACUUUGAGGAGGAGGAAGACGAGGAUGUGAUGAUGGUGGUCCACUAUGCCGGCGCUGCUCUGGAGCUCCCUGCAGAGGGUGAUGGGGAGGAGUUUCAGCUGAGGGACGCAGGGGGUGUGGCUGUCACGCUGAAGACUCUGAGAGACAGCUAUAUCAUGGAGGGCAUCGGCCCCUCUCUCUACGGGCAGAUCAGCGAACACUUUGAGAACGGUCUCAGCCCUGAAGACCAGCAGCCACACUUUAAACACACGCUGGGGACCUGA